This is a messenger RNA of Drosophila yakuba, 2783 nucleotides long. It is a transcript of the gene Cyp18a1, whose product is annotated as cytochrome P450 18a1. Bases 543 to 2159 code for a protein of 538 amino acids. The transcript is spliced from 5 exons. Gene Ontology annotation, molecular function: oxidoreductase activity, acting on paired donors, with incorporation or reduction of molecular oxygen, reduced flavin or flavoprotein as one donor, and incorporation of one atom of oxygen; heme binding; iron ion binding. The record is from RefSeq and is a predicted model, not a curated record. NCBI's taxonomy places the organism in Eukaryota, Metazoa, Arthropoda, Insecta, Diptera, Drosophilidae. Gene Ontology annotation, biological process: xenobiotic metabolic process. Gene Ontology annotation, cellular component: cytoplasm; intracellular membrane-bounded organelle.
GGUCGAGCCAUUAGUCGAAAACUAUAAACGCUCGACGCGAAAUCGUCUCCGGCUCUCCGUCUCCGCUUGCCGUAACCAAAAACCGCCAAACCGUUUCAUACGCUACGUAUUGAAACGUACACCACAGUUUCAUUAUUAUCACAAAUAUAUAGAGAUAAUAUAAUUUUUUUUUACGGUUUUUUUUCGGCAUCCUAAAAACCCGCGCAGUACAAAAUAAUUUCGGAAGAAAAAAACAACUGAACACUAUUCCAAAGGAAUCGCAACGCAGCGCCACGCAUUAAAUUGCAUAUUUUUUUUCAAGUGCCAGUCGAAAGCGAGUAAAAGCAAAAGUGACCACCAAUGGCCGCCAAGCAGUGCAGUAAAUAAGCGACCCACCAAGCAGCAAAAGGGAAAUCCGCCCAAGAAAGGCGACCUAAACAGCCAGGGCAGAGCAAACCAACAGCACCAGCACCAGCACCAGGAGCACCUAGAGAGGAGCGCCAGGCGGAGCAAUCACUACCACCUGUACACACCCACCCACCGCAGCAAGGCACCCACCCAACAUGCUGGCCGACUCGUACCUGAUCAAGUUUCUGCUGCGCCAGCUGCAACUGCAGCAGGAUGGCGAUGCCCAGCACCUGUUGAUGGUCUUCCUGGGCCUGCUGGCCCUGGUCACACUCCUCCAGUGGCUGGUGAGGAACUAUCGGGAGCUGCGCAAACUGCCGCCAGGUCCCUGGGGACUGCCCGUCAUCGGUUAUCUGCUGUUCAUGGGCAACGAGAAGCACACACGCUUCAUGGAGCUGGCCAAGCAGUACGGAUCCCUGUUCUCCACGCGACUGGGCAGCCAGCUGACCGUCGUGAUGAGCGACUACAAGAUGAUCCGCGAGUGCUUCCGGCGCGAGGAGUUCACCGGACGCCCGGAUACUCCCUUCAUGCAGACGCUGAAUGGCUAUGGCAUCAUCAACAGCACUGGCAAACUGUGGAAGGAUCAGCGCCGCUUUCUGCACGACAAGCUCCGCCAGUUCGGCAUGACCUACAUGGGCAACGGCAAGCAGCAGAUGCAGAAGCGCAUCAUGACGGAAGUGCACGAGUUCAUCGGCCACUUGCAUGCCAGCGAUGGCCAGCCCGUGGACAUGUCACCCGUCAUCUCGGUGGCCGUCAGCAAUGUGAUCUGCAGCCUGAUGAUGAGCACCCGGUUCAGCAUCGAUGAUCCCAAGUUCCGGCGCUUCAACUUCCUCAUUGAGGAGGGCAUGCGGCUGUUCGGAGAGAUCCACACCGUUGACUACAUACCCACCAUGCAGUGCUUCCCCAGCAUCUCUACGGCCAAGAACAAGAUCGCCCAGAAUCGCGCCGAGAUGCAGCGUUUCUACCAGGACGUCAUCGAUGACCACAAGCGCAGCUUCGAUCCCAGCAACAUUCGCGACCUGGUCGACUUCUAUCUCUGCGAGAUCGAGAAGGCCAAGGCCGAAGGCACCGAUGCCGAGCUCUUCGAUGGCAAGAAUCACGAGGAGCAACUGGUGCAGGUGAUCAUCGAUCUGUUCUCCGCCGGCAUGGAAACCAUCAAGACCACGCUGCUGUGGAUCAAUGUGUUCAUGCUGCGCAAUCCCAAGGAGAUGCGCCGCGUCCAGGACGAACUGGACCAGGUGGUGGGACGCCAUCGCCUGCCCACCAUUGAGGAUCUGCAGUACCUGCCCAUCACCGAGUCCACCAUUCUGGAGUCGAUGCGCCGUUCCAGCAUCGUUCCCUUGGCCACCACUCACUCGCCCACAAGGGAUGUGGAACUCAAUGGGUACACCAUACCGGCCGGCUCGCAUGUCAUCCCGCUGAUCAAUAGCGUCCACAUGGAUCCCAAUCUGUGGGAGAAGCCCGAGGAAUUCCGCCCCUCGCGUUUCAUCGACACCGAGGGCAAGGUGCGCAAGCCGGAGUACUUCAUACCCUUCGGCGUGGGCAGGCGGAUGUGCCUGGGCGAUGUGCUGGCGCGGAUGGAGCUCUUCCUGUUCUUCGCCUCCUUCAUGCACUGCUUCGACAUCGCCCUGCCCGAGGGUCAGCCGCUGCCCAGUCUCAAGGGCAACGUGGGCGCCACCAUCACGCCGGAGUCCUUCAAGGUCUGCCUCAAGCGCCGCCCCCUGGCGCCCACUGCCGCCGAUCCGCAUCACAUGCGCAACGUUGGCGCCAACUGAGGAGGUGGACCCGGUCCGCUCCAGAGCACGGUUUUGUUCCUACACAAAAAAAAGACACAAAAAAAGCACAAGAGAGAAAUGUUAAGAGUGGAGGCCAUUUCCAUACUGGCCUCCCAUUAAGAGCUAUCCAUUUAGCGAUAAGUUAGUAGCUAUCCGCCCGUGGGAGGAGCACAUCCGGAUCCCAGCUAGAGCUGGACAUGGAGCAGAGCAGCCGGAAGCUGUGACCAACACACAGAGGACUGCAACCAAUUCUAUUCUUUCACCCCCAAGAAGCUGUGUUCAACUAAUUGUAAUUAAAGCCUAGUUAAUGUUAAUAUACGCCCUAGUUAAGUUCGUUUGUACGUACUGCUAAUGUCAAUGUUUUUAUAGUUUUAUAGUUAACAGUUAAUAAUUAAUAUUAUUAUUAUUAUUAUUAUUAUUAGCGCUUAUGUUAGGUUAUCGCGUAUGUGUAAAGCCAGCAGGCCGAUUAAGUUUAGUUAGCUAACGUUCUUGUUUAUUCGUAGUAUUAGUACUAGCUUAAUGUCCAAACAACAAACAACAAAACAAACUGUGGUUUAGUCUUACAAGCACACAUCAAAAUAGGCAAACGAUUCGAAAAUAAAGAAACAUUUGUGAAAAAACCUU